Molecule: messenger RNA, 1746 nt
Organism: Saimiri boliviensis boliviensis (Bolivian squirrel monkey)
Lineage: Eukaryota; Metazoa; Chordata; Mammalia; Primates; Cebidae
Gene: ASB8
Product: ankyrin repeat and SOCS box containing 8
Biological process (GO): intracellular signal transduction
Molecular function (GO): protein binding
Source: RefSeq, a predicted model, not a curated record
AAGUCUGCGCAGGCGCGCCCCGCUAACGAACAGUCGUCAAUGCGCAGGCGCCCACCUUAGUUGGUCUUCUCGUCCUGUAAACAGAGGGGCUUGCCGCCGAGGUGUUCUGCUUCCGGGUCACGCUUUGACUGCGGCUUUCCACACCCCGCUCAGCCUAGCAAUUCGGCAGUUUGGAGCAUGUGAACACCUUGAACCUUGAUGAGUUCCAGUAUGUGGUAUAUUAUGCAGAGCAUUCAGAGCAAAUACUCUCUUUCGGAACGCUUAAUCCGAACAAUUGCUGCCAUCCGUUCCUUCCCACAUGAUAAUGUAGAGGACCUCAUCAGAGGGGGAGCAGAUGUGAACUGCACCCAUGGCACUCUGAAGCCCUUGCACUGUGCCUGUAUGGUGUCAGAUGCUGACUGUGUGGAGUUACUUCUGGAAAAAGGAGCCGAGGUGAAUGCCCUGGAUGGGUAUAACCGAACAGCCCUCCACUAUGCAGCAGAGAAAGAUGAGGCUUGUGUGGAGGUCCUGCUGGAGUAUGGUGCAAACCCCAAUGCUUUGGAUGGCAACAGAGAUACCCCACUUCAUUGGGCAGCCUUUAAGAACAAUGCUGAGUGUGUGCGGGCUCUCCUAGAGAGUGGGGCUUCUGUCAAUGCCCUGGAUUACAACAAUGAUACACCACUCAGCUGGGCUGCCAUGAAGGGAAAUCUUGAGAGUGUCAGCAUCCUUCUGGAUUAUGGCGCAGAGGUCAGAGUCAUCAACCUGAUAGGCCAGACACCCAUCUCCCGCCUGGUGGCUCUGCUAGUCAGGGGACUUGGAACAGAGAAAGAGGACUCUUGCUUUGAGCUUCUCCACAGAGCUGUUGGACAUUUUGAGUUGAGGAAAAAUGGUACCAUGCCACGGGAGGUGGCCAGAGACCAGCAGCUGUGUGAAAAACUGACUGUUCUGUGCUCAGCUCCAGGAACUCUAAAAACACUCGCUCGCUAUGCUGUGCGCCAUAGCCUGGGACUCCAGUAUCUGCCGGAUGCAGUGAAGGGCCUUCCACUGCCAGCUUCCUUGAAGGAAUACCUGUUACUUUUAGAAUAGCCCGGAGAAGAUGUUUGCACCAUCAUGCAGGCAACUCUGGGUGAGGUUAUACCUGCAGUACACUUUGUCAGAGAAAACAGAAAAACAGUUGUUCCUGUUGUGUGGUUUAUAGAUUUUGAAGCAACAUGUCACAGUAGUAACCUCCAUACCACCUCCCCUCCCCAAACUGAACAGCCAAACAAAAAAUUCCCUUCCUUUUAUUUUCUGUUUAUUGCUUACUUGGCUUUUUAUAUUGCCCUUUGCAAAAGAAGAGGUCUCCCUCAAUCCUCCCCUUAGGAGCGAAGUCAGCAGUGCAACUAAAUUUCUCUAGGAAGAUGGAAAGUACUUAAAGCAUAUGUGUGUGGUUUUCCUUUGGGGACAUGGUUAAUGGUCCAGAAGAAUCCCCUCUAGAAAGCAUUUUAGGUCAAGUGCAGUGGCUCAUGCCUAUAAUCAAUCCCAGCACUUUGGGAGGCUGAGGUGGGCAGAUCACCUGAGGUCAGCAGUUUGAGACCAGCCUGAUCAAUACGAUGAAACCCUGUCUCUACUAAAAAUACAAAAACUAGCUGGGUGUGGUGACAGGCACCUGUAAUCCCAGCUACCCGGGAGGCCGAGAGAGUAGAAUCACUUGAACCCAGGAGGCAGAGGCUGCAGUGAGCUGAGAUUGCGCCAUUGCAGUCUAGCCUGGACAACAAGAGCGAAACU